This is a messenger RNA of Thunnus maccoyii (southern bluefin tuna), 2404 nucleotides long. Its product is annotated as histone deacetylase 1. The coding region runs from base 96 to 1565 and encodes 489 amino acids. The record is from RefSeq and is a predicted model, not a curated record. Gene Ontology annotation, molecular function: histone deacetylase activity. NCBI's taxonomy places the organism in Eukaryota, Metazoa, Chordata, Actinopteri, Scombriformes, Scombridae. The transcript is spliced from 14 exons.
CUACAUUGAAUCGAUCGGACGUGAGACAAACUAUCCGCCUCUUGUCGCUGUUGUCUCUUGUGGUGUGCGGUGAAAGGCAGCCAAGAAGGACUAAAAUGGCGCUUACUUCUCAAGGAACAAAGAAAAAAGUUUGCUACUACUAUGAUGGUGAUGUUGGAAAUUAUUACUAUGGUCAAGGCCAUCCCAUGAAGCCCCACCGGAUCCGCAUGACACACAACCUGUUGCUCAACUAUGGCCUCUACAGAAAGAUGGAGAUAUAUCGUCCACACAAAGCCAGCGGAGAGGAGAUGACCAAGUAUCACAGUGAUGAUUACAUUAAGUUCCUGCGUUCCAUCCGGCCAGACAACAUGUCAGAGUACAGCAAACAGAUGCAGAGAUUUAAUGUGGGGGAAGAUUGUCCAGUGUUUGAUGGUUUAUUCGAGUUCUGCCAGCUCUCAGGAGGGGGCUCCGUUGCUGGUGCUGUGAAGUUGAACAAACAGCAGACAGACAUAGCUAUUAACUGGGCUGGAGGCCUGCAUCACGCCAAGAAGUCUGAGGCCUCUGGAUUUUGCUAUGUCAAUGACAUCGUAUUGGCUAUUCUGGAGUUACUGAAAUACCACCAGAGAGUUCUGUACAUUGAUAUCGACAUCCAUCAUGGAGACGGUGUAGAGGAGGCCUUCUACACCACUGACCGUGUCAUGACAGUUUCCUUCCACAAGUAUGGAGAGUACUUCCCUGGCACUGGUGACCUGAGGGAUAUUGGUGCUGGGAAGGGUAAAUACUACGCUGUGAAUUACCCACUGAGGGAUGGGAUUGACGAUGAGUCAUAUGAAGCCAUAUUCAAGCCUAUCAUGGCCAAGGUGAUGGAGAUGUACCAGCCCAGCGCAGUGGUUCUGCAGUGUGGAGCUGAUUCCCUGUCAGGAGACAGACUUGGCUGUUUUAAUCUCACCAUUAAAGGCCAUGCCAAGUGUGUGGAGUACAUGAAAAGCUUCAACCUGCCGCUACUAAUGCUGGGUGGAGGAGGCUACACCAUCCGCAAUGUGGCGCGCUGCUGGACCUACGAGACUGCUGUAGCUCUUGAUACCUCCAUCCCCAACGAGCUCCCAUACAACGACUACUUUGAGUACUUUGGACCAGACUUCAAGCUGCACAUCAGCCCGUCCAACAUGACCAACCAGAACACCAACGACUACCUGGAGAAGAUCAAGCAACGUCUGUUUGAGAAUUUGCGUAUGCUGCCACAUGCCCCAGGAGUGCAGAUGCAGGCCAUCCCAGAAGAUGCCAUACAGGAGGACAGUGGAGACGAGGAGGAGGACGACCCCAACAAACGCAUCUCCAUCCGUGCUCACGACAAGAGGAUAGCCUGUGAGGAGGAGUUCUCUGACUCAGAGGAUGAAGGCGAAGGAGGCCGCAGAAACGCAGCCAGCUUCAAGAAAGCCAAGCGAGCCAAGACUGAAGGAGAGAAAGAGGGAGAAGAAAAGGAGAAGAAAGGUGAGGAGGAAAAGAAAGUAAAAGAAGAAGAAAAGGUGCCGGAAGAGGAGAAAAUGGACACAUCAAAGCCAAAAGAGGAGUCCAAGACACCUUGAGGUCCUCAGUGCCCCUUGACGCCAAUGCAACUGAAAAGAACAGAUCUUAAAGCAGGUUUUUUUUUUGUUUUUUUUGUUUUUUUGGAUGAAUCGUCUUUCCAGGCUGCUGCUGUGGAACGGACUAUACAUUUGUAAUGAGGGAUCCUUACCUUUCAGAAUGGGAUGGGGAUCUAACCAUGUUUUUUCUAGGACACCUUUACAAUAUUACUGUUUAUGGACUGAAGUCAAAUUGAGUGUUUUUUGAGUAUUGUUUUUGUAUUCUUUCUCAUAUUUGUCCUGAACCUUUUUAUGCUAUGACACAACUCUGUAAAAAUGGCUUAGUACUUGUAUGUUUUUAUAUAUCUGAUGGAUUUAAUUUAUUUAAAUCAUAGAUAUUUUGGCUACUCCGUUUUACGUCUUUCAGCCCCACUUUUGUCCUGUGCCUUUUUGAAUAUGUAGUCAAAGCAUGUUUGUAUAAUAGAUCCUUUUCUGUAAUACAUUUGUGUCACUGGUCUUGCCUGCUAAAGUCACCAAGAAUGGUUAAGAGGGUUGUAUACACCUGAAUACUUCUUACAUGGCACAGUGUGAGUAAAUUACAGUCUUAUAUUUUAGGUUAUGAUUUAGUAUGUGUAUUUUAUUGACAUCAAAUUUCUGCAACUUCUGCCUCACAAUAUUGAAAACAUUGAGUCCUGUCAAGUGGUGACAGAUGUCAGGUUUAGAUUCCUCUGAAAUUUGGACUUGAAUGUUCAAAACUGAAGGCAAGGCGAACGUCAGAUUUAAUUUGUUGUAUAUAUUUGUAUUUUGCAAACAUGAGGAAAAGUGUUGACGCUUUCAACACCAAUAAAAACCAUAAAAUAUUA